Pseudogymnoascus verrucosus is the source of this 1257-nucleotide messenger RNA. RefSeq lists its product as uncharacterized. Gene Ontology annotation, cellular component: membrane. The transcript has 5 exons. The record is from RefSeq and is a predicted model, not a curated record. Bases 1 to 1257 code for a protein of 418 amino acids. NCBI's taxonomy places the organism in Eukaryota, Fungi, Ascomycota, Leotiomycetes, Thelebolales, Thelebolaceae.
AUGAGCGACUCCACGCCGAAAGACCUCUCAUUUCCUCAUUAUACUUUGGAAGAUACUCCGUCCACGCGCAGCACACUUAGCAUUGAAUCCUCCGCCAAUCCAAGCACUGUUUCCUCAAGUCUUCGCCAGAAAAGCUCCCCCUUGAUUACGGGCCCCGUGAAGGACUUUCAACAAGCCAGGUUUUCUUUGGCCAGUUCUCUCGCAGCGAGCCAUUCCCAGAUCAACACACCUCUGGCUGAUCCUCCUGAGCUUGUCUUCCCGCGAGUCACACUGCCAGGGCAUAUUUCUCUACCGCGUAGCCCUCUGGAACCUACGCUUCGAAAACUCAUCUUCUCACGAGGCAACCCUCUAUCAACCGACCUAUUCGAGAUCGACACCCCGGAACCAAGCGCGCGACAAAUGACAUCUUACACAAACCAACACCUUCAUCUGCCACUUCCUGGAGAUUUGCACUCGAUAUUCUUCCGUGCCUUCCAUUCUCCAUGGUCUGGCAUUGGGCGGCGACUGGCGCUGGCUAUUCGUGGCUUCAUAUCACUAUAUAUGACGGUCACUUUUAUUAUGGUCGUGGCGUGGCAGGCAAGAACCGAGGCGUCAGUGUCAAUGGUGUUGUUCAAAUUUGAGACGAUCAGUUUUUUCUGGCAAGUGGCGUAUUCUUGGAUAACGUUUACCUGGGCCCUGGUGCACCUCGUUCCUCUGUGCCAGUCCGGCACAGACGAUCAUGGUUUCAUGGACAGCCUGAAGAUUGCGUUUCGAUAUCCCUUAACAGACCAGUGGCGCCAACUGUUUAGUAUUAUUUAUACCGGAGCAGUAUCCCUCCCGAAUGUCGUUGCUCUGGUCUACUGGACCAUCGUGGUUCCCCAUGAUGUAGUUGAUGUGGGAGACCUCUUCAAUAACGGCGACCUCCAAUCAUUCUGCGUCCUCAACUUGUACUUCAUAUCGCUGGUCGUUGCUCUCAUCGAGAUUUUCUUUUUAUCCAGUAUAAAGCCCCCGGGGCCUUUCUUUGUCCAUAUCCUCUGGUUCUCAGCCAUUGGAGUUGCAUACUACGUCUGGGCCUUUCUUGGCCACAUUGUGACGGGAAAUUACGUAUAUUUCUUCCUGGACCCCGAACAAAUCGGGGAAGAGAAUGUUGUCGUUGGAUUGAUUGCAUUUGUCGCCCUGCUGAACAUCUUUUAUGGUGUUGCAUACGGCAUGUCUGGUGCUCGCGAUGCGAUUACAGGUCCUUUGGAAAUUCUUGGAACAUUGCAAUUGCCCACGUAA